CAGAAAAUGCUGAUCAUAUUUUAUCUUCUGCUCGUGCUCAAUAUUGGACGAUGCACAGACGAUCACAUCUUUGAGACAAAGACUGUUGGUGCGGGACAAAAUGUCACUCUAACAUGCCCCCGCAACAGAUUAAGUUUAUCAUCCUUAUUUUGGAUCAGGCUUGUUUCUGGAACCUUUCCUGAAAUUUUAGGAGGAACAAUUGCCGUUGAUUUAGGAGUUGAUGUGGAGACCCGUCGCAUUACAGCAAAACAAAAGCCUGGAACUUUUGUUCUGCAUAUUACUGAAACACAGUUAAGAGAUACUGCAGUCUACUACUGUAUAAACGUGACACAAAGCAAAAUGAUGUUUUUGAGAGGAACAUUUCUGAGAAUCAAAGGACCAGAACCUGAUAUCACUGCCAUCACUCAAGACUUUCAAUCUGAUCCAGUCCGUCCAGGAGACUCAGUGACUCUGCAGUGUUCAGUCCUCUCUGACUCUGAGAAGAAAACAUGUCCAGAAGAACACAGAGUUUAUUGGUUCAGAGCUGCAUCAGAUGAAUCUCAUCCCAGUUUCCUUUAUGCCCAAGUAAACAGUAGUGAUGGAUGUGAGAAGAGUCCUGAAGCUCACUCUCUGCAGAAAUGUGUCUACAGCUUCUCUAAGGACGUCAGCUCCUCUGAUGCCGGGACUUAUUACUGUGCUGUGGCCACAUGUGGAGAGAUAUUAUUUGGAAAUGGAACAAAACUGGACGUUGAAGAUGUCAGCCGCUGUGAUUCACAGAAUGACAAUACAGUUCUGUUUCUGGUGUGUGCUGCUUUGGCUUUAAGUCUGAUCGUUAUAGCCGUCCUUGUUCAUGCCAUCAGGACAAAAUCCAGCAAUUGUUCCAACGCUGCUGCCACUCUGCAAACAAAUGCUGCGACAGCCAGUUGUGAUCAGCAAAGUCAGCAGGGAAAUGAGGAGUCUUUGGUUUAUUGUACACCAAACUUUACCAGGAGGAAAGCUGGCAGAGGAGGGAGAAGAAAUCAAAGACAAGAAGAGACCAUCUACACUGAUGUCAGGGCUUUUAUGAUAUAUGAUUAAUCUAAACGAUGAAUUUGGUAAAUGAGGCUAAUGUAAUUUUUUUGCUUUAGCAGCACUGGUUUCUGCAUUUCAUUGAAGA
This is a messenger RNA of Epinephelus moara (kelp grouper), 1135 nucleotides long. Its product is annotated as signal-regulatory protein beta-2-like. NCBI's taxonomy places the organism in Eukaryota, Metazoa, Chordata, Actinopteri, Perciformes, Serranidae. The transcript is spliced from 6 exons. The record is from RefSeq and is a predicted model, not a curated record. Gene Ontology annotation, biological process: response to bacterium. The coding region runs from base 7 to 1056 and encodes 349 amino acids.